CGGAUAUCGAGAGACGAGAGCCACGGUGCAGACAGUGAGACUAAGAACGCCUUAGUACCUGACUCAAACCGUCCACUCUCUCUCGCUCUCCAGACACCUGCCUCUCUCUCUUCUUCGGCAUUUUCCUGCUUCCUUGCCUCCUCCUCCUACAUGUACUCGCCUUGCUGCUGCUCUUCUCUUCCGCUUCCCCAGUGACUAAGGUACCGACUUCCCUAGGCACGCAUUGACGCUGUGCUCCGCCCUCUCGACCCAGCGGUGCCACUCCAGACGCAGAGCAUCCCGGUUUCAGCAGCUUGUCUCACUUGCCUCGAACGAGCACAUAUUCCGAGCCGUCAACAAGUGUUCCUGCUUGCACGCGCGCUUUUCCCAGGCUCCUAUUACCACGAGGAAGCCAUAUCCGAUCCUCGAUUUCUUCCCAAUCAGGCGAGACACCCAACCGCCAUAGCAAUCACAAUGACCCGCGCCGACGCUCGGUUCAGCAGCAUCAGCACCUACUCUGGUGCGCCCUCCCUCCAGCCGUCCAUUGCUCCCACGCACGACUCGAGUUCGCACCGCUCCUCUUCUCAGUCUCACCAGUACACCAACUCGCGCUUCAGCGAGCAGACCUUCCUCAUGCCUGCGACUAUACCGGAAAAGGGCCGUUCGCUCUACAGCAGCAGCAGGAGCGACAGCAGCUCCACCCUAACGCUCUCCUCCACCGACCCUAGGACGGCCGACAUCAAGAUCUUUGCCAACUGCCUCGACCGCAUGAGCGACGAGCGCCUGGCGGACAAACAGCGCUAUCGCAUGAGCACCAACAAGUCAGAGGACAUGGGCAAGAUUGCGCUGGGCGCGAGAUUGGAGCGCGCGCUCUCACGAAGAAUGGUGGGACAAGACGCGAUCCUGAAGCCUAAGAAGUCGGCAACUUUACCACCGGACGAGAAGCGCGCAUUGGAAGUAGAGGUCAACUAGAAAGUUUUUGCGGUCUCCGACGUUACGACAGCACAACACAGCUUGAGUAGAAACUUGACCAGCAAAGCGGCAUACGACUACAUGCAUCUCCUUUUCACCUUACAGGACCCUGGCUGAGGAUGAUAGCGUCGGAGAAAAGAAAUGGGAAGAGGGAGUUUUCUUUGGAGUUGAGAAGUAUGUGUUGCUUCCAGGUUUCUUGGGUUCUGGUGUUUUUUUCGAAAAACACGGCGGCGGUUGCAUGAUUACUUUUGGUUGGGGGCUGGAACAGGGCUUGUUUUUUGGAACUUCGAAAUUGCUUGCUUGCUUGCAACCUAACGACGACGAUUUUGGAAUUUUGUUUUUUGGCUUGCGAACAUACCCUAUGUUGACUACCUACCUUACUGUUGUUUUGUUUUUCAGUACCUGGCAGUUAUCUUUCUACUUACUAGAAGCAGACUUACCCUGCGGCUGAAACAGAACGAAGAAUUGAAAGCUGCUUUCAGCACAUUUUUGAUUCUUGAUGAUGAGGAGCAAGCAAGGUUAUGUGCGCUACAUGUACUUGAUCAGGAUAUACCAAUGCGUCCGCCGACCGCUGACAUGCAGUGUAUGGAGCAGAGUAGAUUAUACCUUUAGUACCUACAGGUAGUUGUAUGAUGGCACAGGC
Messenger RNA from Sphaerulina musiva SO2202, 1594 nucleotides. RefSeq lists its product as uncharacterized. The coding region runs from base 454 to 951 and encodes 165 amino acids. The transcript has 3 exons. The record is from RefSeq and is a predicted model, not a curated record. NCBI's taxonomy places the organism in Eukaryota, Fungi, Ascomycota, Dothideomycetes, Mycosphaerellales, Mycosphaerellaceae.